AUGUCUAACAACGUAUACGCUAAACUUCGCAACUUCUUGUUAAAUGCUGAAGAAAAAACGAUUACCGCAGGAUCUGUCAUUUACCAAGUGGUAGGGGAGAACCCUUGGAUUUCUAAAGAUGAAUUAAAAAGCAUUAUAGAAUUUGCGGUAGAUCUUGUAGAAGAUCAAAUUGACCAGGGUUCUAAACGAUAUGAGUCACUUCACAAGGUUCUUUCAGAGUUCGAAAUUUCAUAUAGGUCCGUUUGCAGUUUACUUGCUAUUGGAGCCAUAAAGACAAAUAAAGAAAAACCUCUUACUCCUCAACAAAUUAUAAAAAACAUAAAUGAGUUGAAGGGGAAGCUUAAGAAUUAUAAAAAGUCGCCACUUCAUAAGCGUUUACUUUUAGAAGUAGAGAAAGCUCCUCUUACAACAUUAAAUUGGAAGAAACCAUUGGCUAGUCAAGUUAUUAGCGACAGCUCAGAGAUGGUACAACAAUUACCCCAAGACUUAUAUAAUAUUUUUAUGACAGAUUCUUCAGCAGAGAAUGUUAGGCAUGAUGUUGAGAUUGCUGAGAUUAAGGCUGAAGUAGUGAAACUAAGGGACGACAAUGAGAGGAGCAAUCAGGUCACUUUUCCACUAUCUUGU
This is a messenger RNA of Dentiscutata erythropus, 624 nucleotides long. The record is from the annotation of a GenBank genome assembly. Lineage: Eukaryota; Fungi; Glomeromycota; Glomeromycetes; Diversisporales; Gigasporaceae.